UUUGCAUUUGUCAUAGCUCCUUUCAUCAAAAGAAUGUUUAUUUGCCUGUAUUAAUUGUUUUGAGCUAAGUAAGGUUGGGGAGGAAAUUAUACUUUUUGGUUUUAUAAUGGUAUAACCGUUUGCAAAUCGCGUCAACAGUGUCUUGUAUUUGGUUCGAUCAGUUAAUUUCCUGUCAGUGAGUACGGAGUGAAGACCAUCAUGGCUGCGGAGCACCAGUAUUUCUAUGAGGAUGAAGUUUAUAGAGUUAAUAAGAAGGGCAACAUAGAGUUUGGCAUGGUUUUGGAAAAUUCAGAGCUUGUCAGUAGUGAUGAGAAUUCGGAUGCAGAAGAUGGUGGCCGUAUGAAGAAAGGGCACAUACGUGUUGCGUGGCACCCAACUGGAGUGGAAGAAGUCAUUCCAGAGCGAAAGGUAUGUUUGGCCGAUCGUUCAUUGAUGCCCGGUGAUGUUGUUCGACGUAUGGUGAAGGGCAAGGACACACAGCGUGGAUAUUGUCGUGACAUACGAGUGACUGCCAGUGUCCAAGUCGUUGGCAGUAAGCAAGUCAUUCCAAAUGUCAAGAGUGAACACCUAAUACCUCUGGAGGAGUUUGCAGCCGAUAUUGCUGCCUGUCUUGAUUCCUGGGUAGGAGGAAUAAAAACUGUGCAAUCUAAACUUCAGCUACGCUGUGCUGAUGGGUCUCGAUGUGUUGUGAAUGACAUUGAUGCAUGUGGUUUAGAAGACUUCAAUGAAAAGCGAGAUUGUGAAUGUGAGUUUCCUGGUCACCGUGAAGACUUUUACCCAGGCCAAACUCUGUGGGGACCUCUACAUUGUUUAGAAGAAGCUGAUUGGGUCCACUGUACAAAAGAAAUGAAGGCAAUGCGUUCGAAACCUAACAAAUUUAUCAAAGUAGUGGUUGAAGAAGUUAAAACUGAAAGUGUUGGCGUGCACUGGCAGUGUCGUGCAUAUUCCCGUGAAGGAGCAGGCAAUGACAAGGAGCAGCCUAAAUUUUUAGUGCAGGGAGAAGACUUGAAAAGACUGAAAUUGCUGAAUGUGUUUGAACCUUGCACAUUGCAAGUUGGUGACCGAAAUUUCUAUACCUUCCGUGAUGAGGAUACAGUUAUCACCAAGGAACAGUGGAGGCGAUCUCAACGUGAGCUUAUACUGUCAUCAAAUACAAUUGUCAAUGGUCCAAAUAAGAGGAGCACAAGGCGGCCACGUGGUCCCCGCUGGUUGACAGCACCUUCAUGGUUCUUGCACAGCUCCAUUCAGAGGGCAUCUCAUCUGAGAUCAACACCAGCCCAUGGAGGUAGAUGGCUGAAGAUACUUGCGUUCAUCUUCUGGGCAGCUAAAAUCGCUGAAGUUUUCAUCUUCGCUAUCACUUUUGGUAUGAUGGAAGUUAUACCAGCUGCAGCAAGGAAUGGCACUGAAGGUGGAGAUGAAGAAGAAAAAAAACAGCAGAUUGUCCCCCAGGAGCAGCUGGUCCAAGAGCAACAUCAGGCUGUUCCAGUGGCACCUGUGUCCAAUAGUGGCAACCCCAGUUUGCUUCCACCUCCGCCACCACAGACAGCUGCAUCGCCUGAACAGCCAAGUAGCAUGUCUGACUGGGAUACGGAGGACACUGCUAGCAUAUCAGACACAGCUUCUGUUAGCAGUGGCUGUAGCUCUACUGGAUCACAAGGCAAAAAGAAACGGGGCCCAGCCUUGAUGACAAAAGUUUUAAAGAAAAAGAAGCUUCUCCGUACUCGGAAACGUGCUCCCCCUGUACAGUUGACACCUGGAACACGUGUUGUUGUAGAAACACUUUCAACUUCUUCAGUAGCUGAUGUGGUGUGGCAGGAUGGUUCUGUAGAGUACAAUAUUCCAUCAACUGAGCUGUAUCCAAUACACCAUCUGGAUGAUCAAGAAUUCUUUCCUGGAGAUUUUGUGAUUGAAAACAAGGAGGAUGCAUGCAUGAGAGUGUAUGGUGUUGUUCAAAGUGUGGACCAUGCUGGACGUACUGCCACUGUCAAAUGGUUCAAGACAUAUGCUUCUCUCGAAACUCCACAACCUCAGCUUUUGGAACAGAAUGAAGUUAGUGUGUAUGAUCUGAAAGACCAUCCAGACUUCCAGUAUCGACCAGGUACUGUGGUAAUCAGGGUGGCAAACUUUGAAGGAGAGGAUGCAAAUUGCACUGCAGGUCAAGUGCUAGAUAAUUAUCCAGAAGGAAAGGUUCGUGUCUGGUGGGUUGAUGGACAUAUCAGCAUGUCCUGGCCACAGGAUCUGUAUAAAGUUGGUGAAUAUGACAGUGAUGAGGGAGAAUUCUGGGAUGAUAAUAGUAGUGAAGCUUCUUGGGAGACGGAAUCUGAAGAUUGCUUCAUUGCUGAAGAAGUUGGCCAGGAAGAUGAACUGCAAGAAAUGUUGAAGCCCAAACUAGCAGCCAACAUAGAAAAGGCCAGAAUUGCCAUGUCUCGGCUGGAGGAAAUUUUUACUCAAAACCCUGCAUUACAGACAACAUCUGUAAUGCGUCAGCUUCUUGAUGUUUACAAAGAUUGUAGGUAUCUGGAUAAACUGAUGGGUACAUCUUUCUUCCAUGAAAGCCAUUUCCAAGGAUUAUUGGAACGUGUUCGUGAACGUGGUCGUGCAAAUGUAGCUCAGCGUGUUGCCGAUCAAGUGAAUAGAUUGUUUCAUCGGAAUCAACAGGUACCUGCUAUUGACCAGGAUGACUCUGGCGACCAGGACAUUGAUCCAUCACGUGAUAUUGCAUUAGCAUCUGGAGAGUUCCUUUUGAGUGAGAACUUGGCAAGCCUUGAAAGGCGUGUCGUGACUGCUGCUAACAAUUCACGAAACUCAGAGACUGCACCAAGCCGGAAAUUACAAGAGAAACCAUCUGCUGCAACUAACUUGAGUAAAUCUGAAGGUGUACCAGGCAGUGGACAACAGCAACAAGCUUCUGAAGGCAGAGCUGCGAGGUAUAGCUCCCAGGCACAGCAGCAGAAUCAGCAGCAGCCUACUGUUGCAAAUUCCCAUGUUUGUGUCAAGUUGUGUGCACUUAUCAAGGCCCAGCUUGUACAAGCCCAUGCUGAAGUUACACGGAGGUUUGGUGGUAAUCAGGGACUGAUGGCAUUAAGUGAUGCUUUGAGUGAAUCACCUCAUCCUGGAGAGAAGCAGGAUGCUGAAGAACCAGAACCAAUGGAAGAGGACUUGCCAGCAGUUGCAGCUGUGCCUACAAAUGAUGCAAAAACUCCUUCGCAGAAGGCCAAAGCAACUGUAGGUCAGCCAGGCAAGACAUUUAGGGUGUCGGCAUCAAACAAUACCAAGGCUCCCACCUGCCCUACAGGGGACGAGCUGCCAGUGGAACCUUCCCAGAAGGAAAAGUCAUCUGGUCCAGAAACUCCAUCCAGUCCUGCACCAACUGCUCAAGGAGCUGCCGCUGCAGAUGAUGAUGUGGGGGAAGCUUUCUCUGUUAUGGAGGCAGCACCUAAUAGCCACAAAUUUAAGCUGACAAUGUUUCAACCGACCGACCCACAGAAUUUCUUCCGCACAGUUCGCAAAGAGUUAAAGUUGCUCCGAACCUCAUUACCAGAUGGAAUAUGGGUAAAAGGCUUCGAGGACCGAAUGGAUCUCUAUUCAGUGAUGAUCCGUGGACCAGAGCGGACACCUUAUGAAGAUGGGUUAUUCUUCUUUGACUUCCAACUGUCAGCAGAUUAUCCAAAAGCUCCACCACUAUGUCAUUACAUCAGCUAUUGCAGUGAUCGUUUGAACCCAAAUCUUUAUGAAGAUGGGAAGGUUUGUGUUAGCUUACUUGGUACCUGGAGUGGGAAAGGAACAGAAGUCUGGACAUCUAAUUCGAAUCUUCUGCAAGUAAUUGUUUCCAUUCAAGGUCUCAUACUAGUGAGUGAACCAUACUUCAAUGAAGCUGGUUAUGAGAAACAGAAAGGUUCACAGCAAGGAAAAGAAAAUUCUCGAAUGUACAAUGAAAUGGCUGUGCUAAAAUUGGUUCAGGCAAUGACAAAGCUGCUUCUGCAACCUCCUUCAGUUUUCAAAGAAGAAAUCAUCAUGCAUUUUAACAAUAAUGCCAGCAAAUUGCUGAGGCGGUUGGAAUCGUGGCUGGACAUCUCAGAGCGAUACAAUUCAUCACAUCCCCUGUCACCUACAACACCAACUACGUUCCGUCAGCUGCAUGAGACAGAAUUAACAAAUGACUUGAAAGUCCCGCUACCUGAUUUUCCUCUGAUUCCUGCCUCGAAAGGAUUCUGUCUCACACUACGCAAAACUUUGGUCACAUUCCGUGAGGUUCUUGCAUCGGUGGGUGUCCUGACACCCGCCAGUUAGUACAUGCUUCAUCCACAUUGCCUACAUUUAGCAACAAGUUGCCUCAGCGCUCACUAUAGGCACUCUGCGGUAGGCCAUGCUGCCAUCCCUCCCAAAUAUUUAUUUAUUCUUUCUGCCCAGUCACUGGCACUACCGUAUAAUGAAGAAUGGACACGGACUUAACUGUUGUUUUGUUGGUGAUUAUAGUAUUGGUGACGUAUUGAAACAAUCUUUUACCUUCAUCUUUAUUUAAGAGUAACUCCAGUGUCAAAAAACUUAACUGCAGCAUAGGAAUUUCCUUAAAAGCAAACUACACCUCUUCUACAUCGUAUGUUUGGAGAAAAGACUAUAAACAUGUAGAAUUUGCUAGUAUUUUUUGUUCAUACUUUAAUUGUAAAAUUUAGAUCGGUCAUAAUAAAUAAAAAUCAGUAAAGAGAAUAUUGUACAGUACAUCCACUCCUUAGGUAUGAGCAGUCACUUUUCCACACAACUGUGAUGCAACGAAAUGCUGUGCUGCUACUGUUGCUGCUCUUUGUAAGUUUUGACAUAAUGUCAGUAUGAGUAUAGGCAUUGCUCCUGACCUUCGUUUCUUCUGUUAAUAAAUUUUCUGUUAACUCAGGGAGUUCUGAUAAUUUUGUCUGGCUCUUGUGAUCGUGUGUAAUGUAAGGACAUUGAAAAGUGGUGCUGAAAAAUAUAUCAUCAUGUAGAUAAAUAUUUAAAAAUGAACUGUUGUAUAUUUAAUGUAUGUAUAUCUGCUGUGUAAUUGUCAAUAUGUGAAGUACCACAGUGAAGGGAAUUCCUAUCCCAAGACAGUCAAGAUUAUCAGUUAACUGUGUUUGAUUGUUUUUACUCUGAUUUUGUGUAACAAAACACAGCAUUUUUCAGUGUGUAAUGUGAAGAAACUGUUAUUUAUAAGACUCUUUGAAAAGGCAUUUUUAUGGAACAGAACUGGUUCUUGCUCUGCAUGCAAUUGCUCCGUUGUAAAUUACAUACACAUAUAUAUUUUUUCCUGAUACUAUAAUAAGAAAUAUCUGGUAUAUUGUUGAAGUGUAAAAUGCAAGCACAAAAAUAAAAUUAAGUUUGGUUCGUUGA
Molecule: messenger RNA, 5361 nt
Organism: Schistocerca piceifrons (Central American locust)
Lineage: Eukaryota; Metazoa; Arthropoda; Insecta; Orthoptera; Acrididae
Product: (E3-independent) E2 ubiquitin-conjugating enzyme UBE2O
Exons: 21
Coding region: 199-4290 (1363 amino acids)
Source: RefSeq, a predicted model, not a curated record